UCUAUGAAAUGGCAUCAGGGUCUAUAAUAAACUUGUGGACUUCUCUCUCUGCUUUCUAAUGUCUAGAAGUAUCCAUAGGGGUGUAUUAUAUAGCACUGAGUCUGAUUUUCAUGUUGGGAACCCUUUAAGAUGAAAAGGGCUACGUUUUCUCCAAAGCAUUCUAGCAGCAAGUAUGGUGUUAGAUCCAUUAGUUUGCCAACAAGAUCACAUCCAAGCACAGCUAGAAGUGAAGAGGAGUUGAGCAAGCUUAAAUCAUUGGAGGCAUCAUCAUCAUCAUCAUCAUCGUCAUCAACAUCAAAGGUAGAAACAAUUUGCUGUGGUUUAUCUGGUCUUUCAGAAUUGUACAAGUGCAUUGAAGAUCUUUUGAGAUUGCCAUUGACCCAACAAGCACUAGGGCAACACCAGAAUGAGAAAUGGGUGAACGAGAUGCUAGAUUGCCCAGUAAGAUUCUUGGACCUAUUGGGCAUAACAAGGGAUGCAAUUCUGUUAAUGAAAGGAAGUGUUGAGGAACUUCAGUCUGCAAUCAGAAGAAGGGUUGGUGAUUGUGACAUGGAGAACCAUCUUUCUACAUAUUGGAAACUCAGAAGGAACAUGAGGAAAGAGUGCACAAAAUCUCUGCUUUUGUUGAAGCAGAUGGAUGAUGAGUUAUCUGGGGCUUCUCUUCCAUUGGAUCUUAAUGACCACCUUUCUGCAGUGGUAAGAGUGCUAAGAGAAGCUAAUUGGAUCACAAGCUCCAUCUUUCAGACUCUUGUUGUGUUUCUUUCUUCACCAAUCUUGAAACUAAAGGCUAAUAAGUGGGCUUUUGUGUCAAGAUUGAUGCAGAAGGGGGUGUUUGCUUACAACAAUCAUGAGGAAAAUAUAAAUGAAUUGGAAAAGGUGGAUUUGAUUGUGGACAAUCUGAGCAGAGAUGCUGAGGCUGAGAAGAUUCAAUCUGCACAUGGAAGGUUGGAAGCUUUGGUGAUUGCCAUUGAAGGAAUUGAAAAUGGAUUGGAAUGCUUGUUUAAGCGGCUGAUUAAUACUAGAGUAUCUUUUCUGAAUAUAUUUUCUCCUUAGGGGAUGGUAUAGCAGGCAUGUGUAGUAAAAAACUCUGGCUCAAUUAGGCCUUGUUAUGUGAUGCAUAGCAGAGAGUUUGUGAAAUUUGCCAUGUGUACAAAUAGAGUUGUUAAAUAUGUAACUGUACAUUCUGCUUGUUUUUCUUUCACAUCUUCUAUCCUUUUACCACAAUGCUAAACAUCUCUUAAUUUUUUUUU
Molecule: messenger RNA, 1250 nt
Organism: Vigna unguiculata (cowpea)
Lineage: Eukaryota; Viridiplantae; Streptophyta; Magnoliopsida; Fabales; Fabaceae
Biological process (GO): shoot system development; root development
Source: RefSeq, a predicted model, not a curated record